GUGGCGAGCGCCGCGCCCGUGACGAGGGGAGGUGGCGGGGACGCGCGGGAGAGGGGAGGGGAGUCAGCCCGUUAUUGACGUUUGGGGCCGGUGGCUCCGGCUGUAGCUCCUCACGCGGGGGGAGGAACCGGGGAAGGGAGACAAAGCGAAGGAGCUGCCAGGUGGCAAGGAGGAGAGGGGCUGGAGCUCCCUGCUGCCAUGGGGGCACAGGACCGGCCUCAGUGCUUCUUUGAUAUAGAAAUAAAUCGGGAACCAGUUGGUCGAAUUAUGUUUCAGCUGUUCUCAGAUGUAUGUCCAAAGACUUGCAAAAACUUUCUUUGCUUAUGUUCAGGUGAGAAAGGAAUUGGAAAAACAACUAGAAAAAAGCUGUGUUACAAAGGCUCUACUUUCCAUCGUGUGGUUAAAAACUUCAUGAUUCAGGGUGGAGACUUCAGUGAAGGUAAUGGAAAAGGAGGUGAAUCUAUUUAUGGUGGAUAUUUUAAAGAUGAAAACUUUGUUCUCAAACAUGACAGAGCGUUCCUUUUGUCAAUGGCAAACCGAGGCAAACAUACCAAUGGUUCCCAAUUUUUCAUAACAACAAAGCCUGCUCCUCAUCUUGAUGGUGUACAUGUUGUCUUUGGACUGGUUAUUUCUGGUUUUGAAGUAAUAGAACAAAUAGAAAAUCUGAAAACUGAUACUGCAAGUAGGCCAUAUGCAGACGUGCGAGUUAUUGACUGUGGAGUACUCGUUACAAAAUCAGCAAAAAAUGUUUUAGAGAAAAAGAGGAAAGCGUCUACUCAUUCCGAAGCUUCAGAUUCCUCCUCUAGCUCAUCAACCUCUUCAGAAUCUUCAUCGGAAAGUGAAGUUGAAAAUGAGAAAAGUAGAAGAAGAAAGCGCAAGAGAAGAACUAAAAUUAAACAAUCAAGAAAGCGAAGAAGGGAAGAGAGAAAGAAAGAGGAGCCAAGGUGCAAACGGAUAUCAAACCAAAGAGGCAGCCAUUCUGACAAGAGUGAUGUAAAUGAGAGAAAAUCAGUUGACUUGAGCACAAAAAGGGACAAACCUGUGGUUCGCCCUGAAGAAAUUCCGCCAGUGCCUGAAAAUAGAUUUUUGCUGAGAAGAGAUGUGCCUGUUGUCAAAGUAGAAUCGGAGCCGAAACUUCUUGAUGUUGCACCAGUUUUGACUGACCAGAAGCCAUCAGUCUCUAAAUCUGGAAGAAAAAUUAAAGGAAGAGGAACAAUACGAUACCACACACCACCUCGAUCACGAUCCUGUUCUGAAUCUGAUGAUGAUGAGAGCAGUGAAACCCCUCCUCAUUGGAAAGAGGAGAUGCAGAGAUUAAGAACAUACAGACCACCCAGUGGGGAGAAGUGGAGUAAAGGAGAUAAGUUGAGUGACCCAUGUUCAAGCAGAUGGGAUGAAAGAAGUUUGUCCCAGCGGUCAAGAUCCUGGUCACAUAAUGGCUAUUCUGACCUCAGUACCCUGAGGUAUACCAGCCACCACAAAAAGCACCGAAAAGAGAAAAAGAAGCCAAAACACAAAAAGAAAGUCAAAAAGCAAAAGCAUAUCAAGAAACAUAAACAAACUAAAAAAAAGAGAGCCUCACCCUCAUCAGAGGUAGAAUCCUCUCGUUCUUCUAUCAGGAGGACAAAGUCAUCUCGGGAUCGUGAGAGGAAGUCUCCUUCUUCCUCAUUAUCUUCUAGACGCUCAUCCAGAAGAGACUGGUCUAAAUCUGACAAAGAUGACCAGAGUUCAUCAACUCUCUCAAGCAGAGAUUCUCGAUCAUAUUACAGGUCCAGGUGUAGAUCCAGAUCUAGAUCUAGAUCUUAUUCUAGAAGAAGUUCUAGAUCAAGAACAGCAUCUAAAUUGUCUCAUUCUCGAAGCAGAUCAAGAUCUAGCACUAACUCCAGGCACCACAGGACAGUUUCAAAUUCACCACGAAAUACUAAAGCAGAAUUGAAUGAAAAUAAGCCAGAUAAGACUGAACCUGUAAGAGCAGCAGUACCACAGAGUGAUAAAGUUGUAAUACAACCUGUUGUAGCUGAAAAUAUUCCGGUUAUACCCUUAAGUGACAGUCCUCCACCUUCCAGGUGGAAACCUGGACAAAAGCCCUGGAAACCAUCCUAUGAGCGAAUUCAGGAAAUGAAAGCUAAAGCAACCCAUUUAAUGCCUACCCAAAGUAACUACAAUUUAGCAAAUAUUAAAGAGGUUAAUACUUCCUCCUCCUCCCAUAAGCGACAAAAGAGUUCAGAUAGUGAUCGAAGUGGUUAUUCAAGGUCUCGUAGUGAGAGAAGUUCAGAUAGUUGGCUAAGAUCAAGGAGCAGGUCUUCUCGAAGCAGAUCCUACUCUAGAUCUUACACAAGAUCAAGGAGUCCAUCUAGUUCAAGAUCAAGAUCUCGGUCAACUGGCAGAUCUCAGUCACCAAAUAGAUAUCACAGUGACCAGUCAGGUUAUAGCGGGUCAUCAUCUUAUUACUCUCUUAGUGAUGACGAUAGACAUGGAAGCAAAAGGAAGUCUGAAUCCAGUGAGCAAAAUUUCCAAUCAUUGAAGAAAAGGCAAGAGAGUAGCUCCGAAAGUAGCACAGUUGUCAGGAAAAGUAAAGCCUACGAUGAGUCUUCUCAAGGACUAAAAGAGAGUGAGAGAAGAUCAUCUUUAGACUUCUCUACGGAUAGUGAGCAUUCUGUUAAAAUGCAGCCAGUCCAGGAGAAAGAAGGACAUUCUCAACCAGAAGGAGACAACCAGAAAGAGAAUAAAAACAAUUUGACUGCUGACAGAAGUGAGGAGAAAUCCAAGUCUGAAUGGGACAGUGACCAUUCAAAAAAGAAAUCUUUGAGGGAGAGAACUUCUGAACAGCAUAGAAGUGGUGCAAAGACAAAAAGAAAGACUUAUUCAGGCAGUAAAUGGGACUCGGAAUCAAAUUCAGAAAGAGGAGAGACUAGAAAUGGUAGAGAAGAUUCUAGGCCCUCAUCCAGUAAAGAGGAAGGUGAGGCCACAUCAGGAUCUGAUACAGAGGUCAGUCUUACCAAAAGCAGGGUGAAAACUAAAUCAAAUUCUUCAGAAGGUUUUCUGGAUUCUUCUGAUCAUACCUGGAAAACAAGCAAGCAACAGUCCUCCUCUUCUGCAUCUGAGAAUUCCCACUCCAGUUUGGCAAAUAUUAAAGGAAAGUCAAAAAAACACAAACAUGGGUCCAAAAAGAACCUCAAAAAGUCACAUUCCAAAAAAGCCAAAGAGAAAUCAAAGGAGAAAAAAGAGAAGAAGCAUAAGGUUCAGAAACAAAAAGAGCUUUUUCACUGGCAGCCUCCACUGGAGUUUGGGGAGGAGGAAGAUGAGGACAUGAAUGAAAAGCCUGUUACCAGAGAUGAUAAAAAACAAAAGCAACUUACCGGGGACAGUAAAGAUAAAAACCAACAAGCUUAUGAAAACAACAAAAUGUGCAAAGAUAAAACUGGAAAUGGUGAAAAGUAUUGUGAAGAUGAGAACCUCUCAAGCAGGAACACUACGUGCAAUACAUCACCAGAUCAUAGUCACCUUAAUAAAGAUAACAGUGAGCACAACUAUUCAGCCAGUACAUUAAAUCCAGAAAUAAAUGUGGUUACUUCAAAGAAAGGUGUUAAACAUAUUGAAGAAAGUAAACAAAAUGGAUCAGAGGAUGUUAUGCAGACAGAUGAUAACAUGGAGAUUUGUACUCCAGAUCGUAACUCUCCUGGGAAGGUGGUUGUGGACAUUUUGUCUCCUGUCAUCCUGAGUGCUAAAUCUCAGACUGUAAAUAUUAAUGCAAACAAAGAUUUACAGAAUGAGAACCCUGGACCAGACACAACCAAACAAGGAAACUGUAUUAAACAAUUGAUCAAUGUUAAAGAAGUCAAAAAACCAGAAAUACAAGACAGUAGCUCCGUCACCAUCGUCGCUACUGUGGAAAACACUUUGAAAACUGAAAUAACUGAAAAUAUACAAAGCAGUAUGAUAGAUAAUAAAUGGAAACCUUUACAGGGUGUAGGUAAUCUACAAUCUGCUACUACUAGUAGUGCUGCAGAAGUUACAAACAGUACAUCAGCACCUGACUCUAAGCCACAAGGUUUAAGAAUAGAAAUAAAAAGUAAAAAUAAAGUCAGGCCAGGAUCUCUGUUUGAUGAAGUUAGAAAGACAGCACGGUUAAAUCGGAGACCAAGGAACCAAGAGAGUUCAAGUGAUGAACAGUCUCCUCCAAGUAGAGAUGACAACAGCCAAUCCAGGAGUCUAAGUAGGUCACGAAGUAAAUCUGAAUCUAAAUCCAGACAUAGAACAAGAUCUCUAUCCUACAGUCACUCAAGAAGUCGAUCACGAAGUUCCACUUACUCAUAUAGAUCAAGAAGCUAUACAAGAAGCCGAAGCAGAGGAUGGUACAGUAGAGAUCGGUCAAGAAGUCGAAGUAGAUCUUAUCACAGUUACAAGAGUCAUAGUCGAACCUAUAGUAGAAGUCGAUCCAGAAGCAGUUCAUAUGAUCAUCACAGUCGAUCCAGUAGGUCAUAUACUUAUGAUAGUUACUAUAGCAGAAGUCGUAGUCGAAGUAGAAGUCAGAGGAGUGACAGCUACCACAGAUCUCGAAGUUAUGACAGACGAUCCAGGUCUUAUGGCUCUGACAGUGAAAGUGAUCGCAGUUCCUCUAACAACCGAAGCCCCAGUGAAAGCAGCAGAUCUAGCUGAGAAUGUCUCCUCAGCAAUGUAGAUUGUGAUUAGUAAUUCUGUGUAAAUGUUGUAAUACCUUUGUUCUGUCAGUGUCACAAGUGAAGGUGAAGGAUGUUUCCUGAGUGAGGUGAAACUUGCUUAUUAGCAGUGGAUUCGUUUGACUGGCUGCAUUGAUGAAUGGACAUUUUGAGCACAACUCAGCUAAGGUUUUGGGUUUUUUCCCUUAUACCAAAUGCUACUGUAACAAACUAUGAAGAUUAACUUUACUUGAUUGAAUCGCAUUUUCCAAGCCAUGAAAUUACAUUUAUGUACAUUUGCUGGUAUUCCCUUUCUGGGUGCAGCAAUCUGUACUGUCUCAAAGUAUCCGUAUAAAUACCGGAGGGCUCUCAGCCUAUUAUUUUGAAGUAAAUGCUGAUAACUAUAAAACUUUGAAGAAAAAUAUUUGUAAAGGCUGCCAUCUGUAUAUUUUAUUAAAAUGCUUAUUUUUAAAUGCUGGCCGUCAGUUCAGUGGUGUCUUGUACAUACUUCUUAUAAACGUAGAUUUGAGUAACAGUAGCAAGGUGAUGAAAUCCGACUGCCACACUGUCUUAACACUCAACCCCUUUGUACCUUGCUAUUGCAAAGGUAUAAGGAAAAGGGUGAGAUAUUGUAUACCAAGCAGAUUGUAAUAAUUCGGCACAAUGUGCAAAGAAAAGGGUGAUGAAUCAGAGUUGAUUCUUAAUAUCCGAGUUGUUGUCUAAGAACUUAAAUGUUUUUAAGUGAUUUUCUUUGUGAUAAUUAACUCAGUGUUUAAGACCCCAGAAAAAAAAAUUGCUUCUAGGCAGUCCUAUUUCAUUUCAUGCCACUGUGCGUGGAGCACAUCAGUUUGUCUUUGAAGCUGAAUGUUAUAAAUCUUUGAGUCACAUUAUAAGUCCAUGAAAAUAGACAUGAAAAAUAGUUUUGACAGAAUAAAUCGUAAUGGCCCAUUCCAAAAUGUUUGUAGGUAAAACAUUUUCUUCUAAGUUAGGAUGUAUCCCUUCUGUCUUAGGGCGAUGUCAUUGUGCAGUUAUUGGACUAUUUAUUAAUCUGUAAUAUGGCAUUGCUAUAAAAGUGAUAUCCUUAAUAAAAAGUAUCCACAAUACUUUGAAAGUUUGAUACCAAAAGUGAGUCCACAUUAUGGACAAAUGGUUUGCAAAAGUUGUGUUGAAUAAUUUUUUGCAAAACUCUGGUUCAACUGAUUUAAAAUUACUUGUAAAUAAAUACAUUUUUCAUUGUUUAAGAAUUUGUAUACUAAGAAAUGAUUUUUUUUAUUUAAAUGGCAGUAAUAAACUCCUGAAAUCUGGGUUUAUAAUGGAAAAGCUGACUAAUAUAGCUUUAGCGGUGCUAAUGAGUACUGCAAUGUACUAUAAUAGCUUGCUUUACUAACUUUCUGUAUUACUUUGAGAUUUACUUUUCUCAAAUGUUUUUGCAACAGUAAAAUUUUUUUUAUCAGGAGCUUUGAAGUAUAAAAUUGUCAAUUUUCUUCUUAGUUAAUUCAAUAAUUUUGAUAGCAUUAAAUUACUAAAAAUUAGUCUUUAGGUGCUCAACUGAAACAUGCAAAGGAAAUUAAAAAAAAAGGUUGAAAAUGUAAUGUCAUACUCCGCUUACCUUCUGUGCAUAGAUAAGAGGGGGAAGUCAGUUUGCAAGGUCCUGGGAUACCUAGUUCUAAACUAAUUGAGAUAUGAAUAUCUAGCUUUCAAACAUAAGUCCAAAUCAGGUUCUUAAUUCCAAAAGUUAGGAUUAAACCCUUCUAACACUUAUGGUAGCUUUAAAAGAAAAAGCACACCCACAAUCUUUUAAAUCCAUAUUUUGUAAGUUCUUGAAAUAUACAUUCAACUGAAGCUAUAAAUAGUUGUGUUCUAGCAGGUCAUGCAGGUUUACAGAAAUUUUUCUAAUAAAGUUGCAACCUGCUAAUCAAUGAAUGAAUGUCAUUGCUAACUCAAAACAACUAGAAUGUUAUUUGGAGCAGAUCCAUAAUUUUAAAUGCAAAAGCAAGUGAAUAUUUCACCUUGUUUGCAAGGGAUUAAUUCAUAUUAAAGUUUUACUAUUUUAAGUGCUAAACAUGAAAUAAGGCAUCCAAAAUCUUAAACACUGCCAUAUCACAUGGGGUCAAAACAAAAAGUGUUCCCAGGCUAUAACUUUGUCAUGUUUCAGGCUAGAGUUGACUUUUAAAGCUAGAAAAACAGGGUGCAAUAGAAAUACUGUUAACUAAUAAUUAUACCAGUCCAAAGCAGACUGCUAGAAUGUUAUAUUUUUAUGGUCCACAUCAGCAGUUGUCGCUUUUUAAAGGGAUUCACUCUGUAUUACGUCGAAUUGUCCUAAUAGAAAAUGCACUAUUGAGCCUUUUUAUAAUGUUCUGUUUACUUACUGCAAAUUUGUUAUUCAGAAACAGGGAGUGGUUAGAAAUGUCAAUGGAAUUUUUGUACAUAUAUGCAAACACUGAUUUCUUCACAUUUGAAAAAAUUCCUCUAUUACUUAAGAGGGGAACUUAAAGAAAUUAAAAGUAUACUUCAAGUUCUAUA
Molecule: messenger RNA, 7181 nt
Organism: Gopherus evgoodei (Goodes thornscrub tortoise)
Lineage: Eukaryota; Metazoa; Chordata; Testudines; Testudinidae
Gene: NKTR
Product: natural killer cell triggering receptor
Exons: 17
Coding region: 199-4659 (1486 amino acids)
Biological process (GO): protein peptidyl-prolyl isomerization; protein folding
Cellular component (GO): nucleus
Molecular function (GO): peptidyl-prolyl cis-trans isomerase activity
Source: RefSeq, a predicted model, not a curated record